CAAGCAGCCUGUAUGGUCGCCCACUACCAAGAGCUGGAUGUGAUUCACGAAAAAGGAAAGCAUGAACGACUUACACAUAAAAGGGUAUUAAUAGAAGGAUUAUCAACACUCGACCUUAGAUCGGAUAUACUUAACUAAUAAUUACCAGACUGUUAUCUUAAUGAACGUUAUAUAUAUUUGGAGUAUACGUUAAGAGGGAUAUAAUCCACUGUUAUGAAACCACAAAAUAAAUGAAGAAUUUCACACACGUUUAGAGAAUAAUAAAGGGAAGAACAAUGAAGAAUGUAAUCGUCAUUCUGUUGUUCUAUCUGGUGUCAGACAUUAGGACUCUUCCAAAUGAGAUCAAAAUAGGUGGUUUAUUUGGAUUGAGGGAUCCCCGUAAUGUGGAGAAUAUGAUGAAGUACACGGUCCACAGGGUUACUCAUGGUACGGAGAAAUACCUAGGUGACUCGACGCUACGGUUUGCCAUUAGAUAUCUCAGCUCCGACGAUUCUGUGGCAGCAGGAGGAAUGGCUUGUCGUUUAGUUCGCAGCGACGUUAUGGCAAUUUUUGGACCACGGAGUAACGAUCCUUCAAUUUACGUGACGUCUUUAGCGGGUCGUCUGCAAAUCCCUCAUAUGGAAACGAGGUUCGAUUUAUCAGGCACCACUCACGAAUGGGCUUUCAACGUCUACCCUAAAGCAUCACUACUGGCCCGUGCUUAUUUCCACCUUACUCAACAUUUUCAACUGAAGAAGGUCUACAUGAUGUAUUCAAAUGAAGAUGAUUUUCUUCAAGACGUAUCAGAAGACCUCCUGAAUAGUGGUAUAGUUGAACUGAAAUUCAGACACAGUCCUUCGAAUGAGUUGAGGACAAUUCUAAUGCAGGCCAGAGAUCUGGGCUAUAAACACUUCAUGGUUGAAUUACCAGAAGGGGACAUCAAAGAACUGUUUAAAUUGGCAGUUUCUCUUGGAAUGGCUACCCCAGAAUAUCACUAUAUAGUGGUUAACAUGGACCUCCAACUAGUCGACCUAGCAGACGCACAAGCUGCAGGCAUAGGGAUGACGUCGUUCCGACUAGUAAACAGGGAUACCAUACCCAGUAACGAUCUUCUGGCUGACAUUAAAUCCUACGAGGAGAGGACCGGUUCAACUAUUUUAGAACCAAAUGGUUUACUUAAGACAGAAACAGCGUUGAUGUAUGACGCCAUAGUAGCGUUUGUGCAAGCUUUGUCUGAAGCAGGCAGGGCACGAACCAUAACGAAUCCAGAUAUUACCUGUCAGGGCGGAAGAGUUUGGCCAGAUGGCAAAUCAUUGGCGAGUUAUCUGAAUCAGAUAUUCUUCAAUGGUCUCUCUGGUCAGGUGACAUUCCGAAAUGGAAGGAGAACAUUUUUUGACUUGGAUGUUUUACAACUUCGCCCUGAUGGCUUAAAGCAUGUUGGUUCGUGGUCACCAGCAGAUGGCCUUGAACCUGGAGAUGACCUUAUUACUCCGAUACUCCCAAUAGUAACUACUACUCCAAUACUAACAACAACUGAGGAAGCAAUAGAGGAAGUAACCUCAACUACUUUAGCAACAACAACAAUGACUCCCAAACCAGAGAUCCCAGUUGUAAGCACAAUCAUUACUGAUCCAAAACCUGAAACAACUACCCCAGACUAUGUAACUAUUGAUCCAAACCAUAAUACCACCGAGAAGAUUGGUGAGAAGACUACUCCAAAAGGACCAAAUGCUGGGGAGGUAGUGGGGAACGAAAAGGAGCUACACGGAAGAAACUUGAGAAUCUCAACAGUUUUAAUGGAACCAUGGAUGAUGCUAAAACAGGAUGGUGUACCCAGAGUGGGUAACGAUAGAUACGAGGGUUAUAUACCAGACCUGCUAAAGGAAUUGAGGUUCAUCUUAGGUUUUGAUUACCAGAUCAGUCAGGUUUCAAAUGGAGAUUGGGGAGAGAAGACCGAACGUGGAGAUUGGAAUGGAUUAGUCGGUGAACUCGUCAGAGAUGAAGCUGACUUAGCAGCUGCACCUUUGAAGAUAACAAAUGAACGAGAGAAGGUAAUCGACUUCACGAUGCCCUUCAUGGAUGACUCUAUGUCACUCCUUGUGAAGCCAGAGCUGCUGCACAAACACACAGCAACAGAGGAAUCAUUUAGUGCUAGUGCCUUCGUCGUUUUUCGUCCAUUUUCAUUGGGAGUUUGGUUGGCCAUUAUAGGAUUAUUUAUUUUUAUCAGUUUCAUUAUGACACUGGUGUAUCAUUUCGAUCCAUAUGAGGAGAAACAAGAACUGAAGGAUGGCACAGAAGCCCCAAGGGGUCAGUUCAAUGCUGGAGGCAGCUUCUGGUUCACGUUGUCUACAAUGAUGAUGCAGGGAUAUGCUGCAGCACCAAAAUCAAUAGCAGGAAGACUGUUAGCUGUUUUCUGGUUUCAUUUCGUUCUUGUGGUAGUGAUCUCUUAUGCGGUUAGUUUAUAUGGAGUGUUAUAUAAUCAGGACAGAUCACCUAAACCUGGUGACAAAGUCAUUGAUGCCAUAGAAGAUCUCACAACAACGACACCAUUUUCAUAUGGCAUGAUAAAGUCGGGUGAACUGACGAACUAUUUUCAAUAUACAACUGAGAAGGUACAUACAAAGAUCUGGAAUAGUGUACUCCAUCAUGACACCCUCGUUGACAAUAUUGAAGAGGGUGUAAAAAGGACAAAACAGGGUGAUUUUGCCCUUAUUUUAGAAACAAGAAAAGCAGAGUAUUUAUCCUUAAAAAGUAAUUGUAUUUUAAAAGCAACAGCUAAAUCUAAUUUAUAUAAACAUAAAUAUGGACUAGCCGUGUCGCUAGGAUCUCCUUUGAGGAAAUCAUUUAACAAAGCUCUUAUCGAUUUAGAGAGAAACUCAAUAGUGCCAAAACUUUAUUCAAAAUGGUGGACAAAAUCUCCAGAGGAGUCGCCAUGUGACUUUACAAGUGCGAGUAAAGUGCCAUCUAAUGGUAUGCCUACAUUCAGUAUGAAAAACCUUUUUGGACCACUGAUCAUUGUAGGAGUGGGUCUGAUACUUGUCAUGAUAUGUGCAAUGAUAGAAAGAACAUUCCACAGAAAGAAAAAGACGUUUGAUGAUCGUCGAAACAUAGAGGAGUUAGCAGCAGUUCCAUCUCCCAGUAAUACCAAUUGUUACAACACAACACCAAAAGAAUUAGAAUAUAAUGGAGUGCCUCAUGACCAGGAAGAGAGGAAAAGUCUAGUGUUGACAGAAAACAUGGAGAAUGGAAAGAAAGAAGAAGAUACCUCCGUCUAACUUGUUAACAUAUAGCACACAUGGUGAUGAUCCAAAGAAAGCAGGUACAAUUGACAGUGCAAUAUCAUUGUAGCAAAUGAAAUGAUAAAAAUCCAACAGCCAUCAUAUUGCAUGGUUCUUGAUUUUAAGAAGUAUUUAGAUGUACGAUGUUUAAGAUGUACGAUGUCAUAAUUGAUUGUCGAUGAAUUUGAACAAAAUGAAAUGUCCAUUUGUUGCGGACCAAACAUAAAAUGAUACUAUAAUCAUCAAAUUUUUAAAUAUUCAUACAUAGUGUUGUUUAUAAAUGUUUGGAUGCAGAUAUGAGCGUUACGAUGGGAAUUAUACUGUAAAACAAUUACCCUCUGGUCC
Owenia fusiformis is the source of this 3602-nucleotide messenger RNA. Lineage: Eukaryota; Metazoa; Annelida; Polychaeta; Sabellida; Oweniidae. The record is from the annotation of a GenBank genome assembly.